Molecule: messenger RNA, 2323 nt
Organism: Diospyros lotus (date-plum)
Lineage: Eukaryota; Viridiplantae; Streptophyta; Magnoliopsida; Ericales; Ebenaceae
Product: protein SEEDLING PLASTID DEVELOPMENT 1-like
Exons: 9
Coding region: 72-2165 (697 amino acids)
Molecular function (GO): ATP hydrolysis activity
Source: RefSeq, a predicted model, not a curated record
AGAGCCAUACAAGUCAAUAAUCACCACAUAUAUAGGGAAUUCAGGAAAACAAAAGGCAAGGGGAAGGGAGAAUGAGAGUUUUGAACUCGCAUUUCGUGCUGAUCGAUCUCCACACGUCAUGGCACUCGGCUGCUCAAACCCCGUCUUCGGCUUUUGCUUGCCUCAAGGAGUGCGGACGAGGCCCUUAUUUCUCUGCGGCAUUCCGUCGAACACGUCGUCGGCGCAAUGCGAUUUCAUCGGCUACCUCUCCGGUGCCAUCGAUACGGUCUCCGGAGAUUCGCAGGCCGCGUGAUCGUUCGGCCCCGGAAAGUGGGUUGUCGUCGGUUUCGUCAAGUGCGGCUUCCACGUCGCGAUCUGAGCAACUCUCGGAGCUGGAGUUGUUUCUAGAGUUGCUGCCUUUGAGGAUGAGGAACGGCUUAUUACGGCACCCGGAGAUUGGGAAGUUGAUUGAAGUGGUUAUGGAUUUGGGUAGGCAGCCUCUUGCUCGGUUUCCUUCAGGUGAUUGGGUGAUGUCGGAGCAGCCUGUAAAGGUUGAUGAUCUAAGCCACGCGAUAUCAAAGGUUGGUGAGUUUUCCGAUGACAACCGAUCAGGCAUUAAUAGUUCCUUACACCGUAUAAGUGCUAUACGGAACCGUAAAAUGCAAAUCAUCGGCCUCACUUGCCGGGUAGGGCGAGCUGUAUCUGGAAGUGCUGAAAUCAUAGGUGACUUAGUUGAAGGGGGAGGUUCCAUCUUGGUUGUGGGACCUCCAGGAGUUGGUAAAACAACCUUGAUAAGAGAAAUAGCUAGAAUGUUGGCAGAUGAGCAUAAGAAACGUGUUGUGAUUGUAGAUACGUCAAAUGAGAUUGGAGGUGAUGGAGAUAUACCUCAUUCUGGAAUAGGUCGUGCAAGAAGAAUGCAAGUUCCAAAUGUUGAUAUGCAGCAUAAUGUAAUGAUUGAAGCAGUCGAAAACCAUAUGCCUGAAACCAUUAUAAUUGAUGAAAUUGGAACUGAACUUGAAGCCCUGGCUGCCAGUACAAUUGCUCAGAGAGGAGUUCAGCUUGUUGGAACAGCGCAUGGGAUUACAAUAGAUAACAUAAUAAAAAAUCCUUCUCUGCAGAUACUUGUUGGUGGCAUAGAGAGUGUAACACUUGGUGAUGAGGAAGCAAAGAAAAGGAAAGUGCAGAAGACAAUUCUUGAGAGGAAAGGGCCUUCUACAUUUACGUGUGCAGUAGAGAUGAUAUCUAGAACUGAAUGCUGUGUGCAUCAUCGGUUGGAUGCAUCUGUUGAUGCUAUACUAGCAGGAAAAACUCCUCUGUUUGAAGUCCGUCAUAUGGAUGUUGAAGCAAAUCGUUCUUUGAAGUCUACUCCAAUGCCCAAGAAGAACCUUAUAGAAGAAGCUGAGCUGGACAACAGUGAAGAAAGACCUCAAAUACAGUGUGACAAAGAAGAUGAAGGUUAUUCUCAAAAUAAUUUCAAGAAAUUGAGUGGGAAUAGAAAUUUUAGCAAGUGGAGAUCACCAGUGUAUGUUUACACUUACAAGAUCCUGGAAGCCGAUCUACUUCAAGUUGCAAGUGUUAUGGGGCUUGAGGAUGAGAUAGAUGUAAGUGAUGACAUUGGAAGAGCAGAUGCAAUUUUAGCGUCCAGUUCCGAAGUGAAGCAGAACCCCUGGAUUCGUGGUGUAGCUAAAUUUCACAAGUUGCCCUUAUAUGUUAUCAAGUCAAAUACCAUGGCACAAAUGGUAAAGGCAGUUCAUAUGAUUCUUGGACGGGAUUCCUUUAGUUCCACCUCAAUGCAGUCACUCAAAAGUUCCUUAAACAUUGAAAUUGAGGAUGAUGCACCAAAGAGAAAGCCCUCAUUGGAGGAGAUUGAUGCCUUGGAGGAGGUUCGCCUAGCAAUCGAGUACAUCGUAAUUCCAGGGGGUGAACCUGUUGAACUUCUCCCCAGACGGUCUGAGAUAAUUGCCAGACAACUUGAGCUUGUGGAAAGCUAUCAGCUUGCUGCAGAGAACUCAGGUACUGAAUUGAACCCCAGGUUACAGAUCCUUCCUCAGAAGCUAUGCAAGAAGAGUUUGAUAAAGCAGUCCAAAUCUAGUCCAAGCAUGAUGCGGAGAGAACCAAGCUCCAAGUCACUGACUGGCGGUGGUGGAGGGACAAGCAUCGCUCAGCUGCCACUCUUGCCUGAAUAACUCAAUCAUCUCUCCAAUUGUAAAGUAUUUCAACCCUUAAUUGGUUGAUGCAUGUCUUAUUUCAACCUGUACAGUCUUGUAAAUAUGCAUAAUUACAAUUGUUACAAUUGUCAAACUUGCCUUCAUUCAACAUUGUCUAACGCGUUGCAUAAUCUCAA